AUGUGGCUGUGGCUUGGCCCACCCUCGCUGUCCCUGAGCCCCAAGCCCACAGUUGGCCGGAGCCUGUGCCUCACCCUGUGGUUCCUGAGCUUGGUGCUGAGGGCCAGUACCCAGGCCCCAGCACCCACAGUCAACACUCACUUUGGGAAGCUAAGGGGUGCCCGGGUACCAUUGCCCAGUGAGAUCCUGGGGCCUGUGGACCAGUACCUUGGGGUGCCCUACGCAGCUCCCCCGAUCGGCGAGAAACGUUUCCUGCCCCCUGAGCCGCCCCCGUCCUGGUCGGGCAUCCGGAACGCCACACAGUUUCCCCCAGUGUGCCCCCAGAACAUCCACACAGCUGUGCCCGAAGUCAUGCUUCCUGUCUGGUUCACCGCCAACUUGGAUAUCGUCGCUACUUACAUCCAGGAGCCUAACGAGGACUGCCUCUACCUGAACGUCUAUGUGCCCACGGAGGAUGUAAAGCGGAUUUCCAAGGAAUGCGCCCGAAAGCCCAACAAGAAAAUUUGUAGGAAAGGAGGAUCCGGCGCUAAGAAACAGGGCGAGGACUUAGCGGAUAAUGACGGGGAUGAAGAUGAAGACAUCCGGGACAGUGGCGCUAAGCCUGUCAUGGUCUACAUCCAUGGAGGCUCUUACAUGGAAGGGACAGGCAACAUGAUUGACGGCAGUGUCCUGGCCAGUUAUGGCAACGUCAUCGUCAUCACCCUCAACUAUCGGGUUGGAGUGCUAGGUUUCCUGAGCACUGGCGAUCAGGCUGCCAAGGGCAACUAUGGGCUCCUUGACCAAAUCCAGGCCCUCCGCUGGGUGAGCGAGAAUAUCGCCUUCUUCGGGGGUGAUCCCCGCCGUAUCACCGUCUUUGGCUCAGGCAUUGGUGCAUCCUGUGUCAGCCUUCUCACACUGUCGCAUCAUUCUGAGGGGCUUUUCCAGAGGGCCAUCAUCCAAAGCGGUUCUGCUCUGUCCAGCUGGGCUGUGAACUACCAACCGGUGAAGUACACCAGCCUGCUGGCAGACAAGGUGGGCUGUAAUGUGCUAGACACGGUUGACAUGGUGGACUGUCUUCGCCAAAAGAGUGCCAAGGAGCUGGUAGAGCAAGACAUCCAGCCAGCCCGCUACCAUGUGGCUUUUGGCCCAGUGAUUGAUGGUGAUGUCAUUCCUGAUGACCCAGAGAUUCUCAUGGAACAGGGCGAGUUCCUCAACUAUGACAUCAUGCUAGGUGUCAACCAGGGUGAGGGGCUCAAGUUUGUGGAAGGGGUGGUGGACCCUGAAGAUGGUGUCUCUGGCACUGACUUUGACUAUUCAGUCUCCAACUUUGUGGACAAUCUGUAUGGCUAUCCUGAGGGUAAGGAUACCCUGCGGGAGACCAUCAAGUUCAUGUACACAGACUGGGCAGACCGUGACAAUCCUGAGACCCGCCGUAAGACAUUGGUGGCACUCUUCACUGACCACCAGUGGGUGGAGCCCUCAGUGGUGACGGCUGAUCUGCAUGCCCGCUAUGGCUCGCCUACCUACUUCUACGCCUUCUACCAUCACUGCCAGAGCCUCAUGAAGCCUGCUUGGUCAGACGCAGCUCAUGGGGAUGAAGUACCCUAUGUUUUUGGUGUCCCUAUGGUAGGCCCCACUGACCUCUUCCCCUGCAACUUCUCCAAGAAUGAUGUCAUGCUCAGUGCUGUUGUCAUGACCUACUGGACCAACUUUGCCAAGACUGGGGAUCCCAACAAGCCGGUCCCCCAGGACACCAAGUUCAUUCACACCAAGGCCAACCGCUUUGAGGAAGUGGCCUGGUCCAAAUACAAUCCCCGAGACCAGCUGUACCUUCACAUCGGGCUGAAGCCAAGGGUCCGCGAUCAUUACCGGGCCACUAAGGUGGCCUUUUGGAAACACUUGGUGCCCCACCUAUACAACCUGCACGACAUGUUCCACUACACGUCCACAACCACCAAAGUGCCGCCCCCGGAUACCACCCACAGCUCCCACAUCACCCGCAGGCCCAAUGGCAAGACCUGGAGCACCAAGCGACCAGCCAUCUCCCCCGCCUACAGCAACGAGAAUGCCCAGGGGUCCUGGAACGGGGACCAGGAUGCAGGGCCACUCCUGGUGGAGAACCCGCGUGACUACUCCACUGAAUUAAGCGUCACCAUCGCUGUGGGGGCCUCCCUCUUGUUCCUUAAUGUCCUGGCCUUCGCUGCUCUCUACUAUCGGAAGGACAAGCGACGUCAGGAGCCCCUGCGGCAGCCCAGCCCUCAGAGGGGAGCCGGGGCUCCUGAACUGGGAGCUGCUCCCGAGGAGGAGCUGGCAGCGCUGCAGCUGGGUCCCACACACCACGAGUGUGAGGCGGGUCCCCCCCACGACACCCUGCGCCUCACCACGCUGCCUGACUACACACUGACCCUGCGGCGCUCCCCUGAUGACAUUCCACUCAUGACCCCCAACACCAUCACUAUGAUCCCCAACUCCCUGGUGGGGCUGCAGACAUUGCACCCCUAUAACACCUUUGCCGCAGGGUUCAACAGUACUGGGCUGCCCCACUCACACUCCACCACCCGGGUAUAG
Messenger RNA from Budorcas taxicolor (takin), 2547 nucleotides. It is a transcript of the gene NLGN3, whose product is annotated as neuroligin 3. NCBI's taxonomy places the organism in Eukaryota, Metazoa, Chordata, Mammalia, Artiodactyla, Bovidae. The record is from RefSeq and is a predicted model, not a curated record. Bases 1 to 2547 code for a protein of 848 amino acids. Gene Ontology annotation, molecular function: signaling receptor activity; neurexin family protein binding. Gene Ontology annotation, biological process: postsynaptic membrane assembly; synaptic vesicle endocytosis; chemical synaptic transmission. The transcript is spliced from 7 exons. Gene Ontology annotation, cellular component: postsynaptic specialization membrane; synapse; cell surface.